Molecule: messenger RNA, 815 nt
Organism: Gossypium arboreum
Lineage: Eukaryota; Viridiplantae; Streptophyta; Magnoliopsida; Malvales; Malvaceae
Exons: 1
Coding region: 56-544 (162 amino acids)
Biological process (GO): cellular oxidant detoxification
Source: RefSeq, a predicted model, not a curated record
UACACAAGAAGUUGCCAAAAUAGCUAGAAUACUUCAGAGAGUUGAAAAUUGAAGGAUGAAAACAGUUGAAUUAGCAAAGCACUUACGUAAGCAGGUAUCAUUGAACCAAGCUAGAUACAUUGAACCUGGACACUUUGCGUCGGAGGGUCCUAGGCCUUUAAGAGAAUCGAUUCCUCCACAUUGGUUGAUUCACAACUCCACUAGAAGAAAAACAAAAACAGCAAGCUAUCACAUGGCUCCAACAAUGGCGGCACCAGAAGAAGAGCUGAGGAAGAGGAACCAGGAGUUAGAGAAGGAAUUGAAGGAGAGUAGGGAAAGAGAGGAGCAUAUGAGAAAGGAAUUAAGAAAGGUGUGGGAAAGGCUGAGGGUGGCGGAAGAGGCGGAGGAAAGGCUCUGUUCUCAGCUGGGCGAGUUGGAAGCAGAGUCCGUCAAUCAGGCCCGUGCUUACAACUCCCACAUACUUACCCUCAUGGACCAGCUCUCCAAGGGUAACAACCUUCUCAUCAACAACCACCCAUCCCCUGCACCCAUCUCCAUCCUCUGAUUUUGCUUUUGGCUGAUGUUCUUUUUAUCUAUCCAACCAAAGACAUGGGGCUUCUAAAGUCGUUAAUUUUGGGUAUUGUAUGGAUGUAUAUAUGUAUUAGUUAUAAACACUUGGUGGUGUUUGUUGAUGUUAAUUGGUAAAGGUAGUGCUGAUAUGUUUCACUGGCUGUGUUUCAUAUUGUGAAACUCAAUUGACUUAAUUCUGAUAUAUAAAAAACAAAUGUGUUUUUUUCUUCUUCAAAUAUAUUAAAAAUAGUUUGGUAAAAUGAAAA